Annulohypoxylon truncatum is the source of this 2758-nucleotide messenger RNA. RefSeq lists its product as uncharacterized. Lineage: Eukaryota; Fungi; Ascomycota; Sordariomycetes; Xylariales; Hypoxylaceae. Gene Ontology annotation, molecular function: zinc ion binding; DNA-binding transcription factor activity, RNA polymerase II-specific; DNA binding. The transcript has 4 exons. The coding region runs from base 201 to 2468 and encodes 755 amino acids. Gene Ontology annotation, biological process: regulation of DNA-templated transcription; DNA-templated transcription. The record is from RefSeq and is a predicted model, not a curated record. Gene Ontology annotation, cellular component: nucleus.
AUAAUAAAUUUACAGUCCACCCAGCGAUCUUUGACUGGGAAAUAUCGACGUAAUGGAAAACUGCAGUAUGCAUUCUCACAUUCUCUCUUCCCUAAUUCUUCUCUCCUACCUCCGCAAGCUUACAUUAGGGGCACUACGGGAUCGAGUCUGAACUCCCCAGUCCGUGUGAUGCAAAGUUGGAUACUGCCUAUCUAAACACCAUGCACCUUGCGUACUGGGAGUUUAGUCUUAUCUCUCUACUGCCUACACUAUCUAGAUCAUGUGAACCAUGUAGACUAUCUAAGUUAAGAUGUGACCAUGUUGUUCCGGCUUGUGGGAGAUGUGUUAAGAGGCGAUGUGUCGAUCAGUGUAUCUACCAUCCAAAUCCUCUAACCCAGAAUCGUCGAAGAGGUGGUGCUACGCCCCCAACACCGGUGGCGUCGACGCAUGACGAAAGCUCCGUGAUCAUAGCUCAGUCGGUUGAGACGCCAAGCCCAGGAACAGAAAACCCAAGCUUUUUAACACCCCAGACCCCGUUGUCACGUCCUACUGAAGUAGUGACACGUGAAGUCCAUCGAGCUGCAUCUGCUCCGCCACUGAACUUUCGGGAUGAGUACACCAGCCAUACCGGGAAUCAAGGCUUCCUCGGAGAAACUUCCUACAUUUCCAUAUUCGAAGAUGGCCUAGGUAGCUCCGGCGUCUCUGGUCCCGAUCUAGAGUCUUCUCACGUUCAGAAAGUUAAGCUGUCACAAGAUCGGAUAGCCCAAGGAUGUAAAGUUCUCGGCUUCCUAAAGGAUAACUCUCUGCUUAUCCGUCUGGUAUCACGCUGGUACGAGGUAUGCGAAGAUGAGUGCUGUAUAUGUAUAGAGCCUAUCAUGAAAGAAUGGCUGUGGGGUCUUUGGCCACACCAUGGUGAUACCUUGAGAGAACAGAAUCCUGAAAAGAUUCGCCGACUCUGCGGUUUAAUCUGGUGCAACACCCAAAUGCCUCUCACCUUCAACAAGAAUACUACAGCGACGCAAUGGGCACGUUCUGCCACUGGACCCGGUCUACGAUGGGAAGUCAUUGGCCUUAUCGCGGCGGUAGCCGGCCAAUGCGCUAGUACCCCUGAGCCGUUAGAUCGGGAUUCGAAAACCCCUAAACUCACGCAAUCCUCGUUUCCAAGGCAGAUGAGUGAAAUAGCAGAGAUUUGCCUGAGCUUCUGUCGCGAUUGCAACUCGCUGGACGACCUGUUCGCCUGGCUGCUAAUGGAAAACUUUUGCCUGACCGGUAGGCUUAAGGGCGAUACUAGCCACGCUUCAUACACUCAGUGUGGGGAGAUCGUUGCCGCAGCUAUUGCCAUGGGCUUACAUCAGGGCGUCAAGGAAGAGGAUGGACUUCCGUUCUUCCUAUCGGAGACACGGAAAAGACUCUUCACCCAGACAUAUAGCGCAGAGAUCGGUAUCUCGACAUUCUUAGGCCGGCCCCCUCGGCUCUCGUACCGAUACUGCAGAUUCCAAGCUCCGUUGGACCUUACCGCUCCCCAAUUAGUCCUUGAAGGGGACGAAUUGGCUCUAGCACUGGCUAGUCUAGACGAGAACGGGUAUAACACGUCCGGGAAAAUACACCGUGUCACUUGGAUCAAAACCUGGCAGGGGUUUUCUCCGAAGAGGGAAGAUAUACUCGACUUGGCUCUGGCUCAGUAUACGCCUGAGGAGAUUCUAAUCCGCGCAGAAAGCAUCGAGAGGCGGUGCGAGCAACACAUGGAAGGAUUGCCGCCUUUCAUCCAGAAAAUAAGAGACGGACCUAUAGAAUUUGAAGGCAAAACGCCGACGGAAAUCAUGUUCAUGAUCGUUAUACGUCAAGCGUUCCGUUCUAACGAUCUUCUGCUCCAGCGCGUACUCAUUCGCAAAGCUGGUGCGAGCUCGGAGAAGCUCAUACACAUCGCACGAUCGAUCUUGAAGGAUAUCUUGUUAAUGAGUCAACGUCACGACUUAGGGAUGUUGUUUCAGACCGAUAUUGCUUCUCUACUCGCGGUGCAGGGUUUGAGGAGUGCAGGUGUCAUCGCGGUCGAGUUAUUGAAGCAAGAACAACUACCCGUCUAUCCUAAAGAGCCCCUCUUACCUAGAAGCCAGACGAUCCAAGACUUGGCCAUCUUCGCAGCUAGGUUAGGAGCUAUCGAUCCUUCAGACGGAUCGUUUAGUAUUUGCGACCAGGGACGUAAGGUUAUUACCCAUAUACUCGACAAGAUUCUCAGUCCUCCAAAUGCAGACCGACUUCAGGCCUCAAGCGACCCCCCUGCACACCAAGAUCAAAUUCACCAACCUGUCCAAGCAAAUUUUGAAAUUACGACGACGGAACCGGCGCAGGGCUAUAGCUGGCAGGUGCCCGGUGUGAUGGACUCCACGAUGGCAGAUUUGAACUUCGGCAUGGAGGCUCCUUUCCUGGGACCCGACAACGAUUUCAUGCAAUGGCUUGAGAACAUGGACUGGGAGCGACCUAUUCAAUGAUACUAUUCGAGACGUCACCUAGUGAAAGCGUCCUAAGGUUCUUUAUUUUCCUUUGCCAGAAUUGUUCUGACAUUUCAACCACGCUAGUCAUGCCUAGGCUUAGCUCCAAGGCGUCAUGUUACAGCGAUGAGGUAAUACCGAUUCUACGUUUCUCAGCCCGAAUUAUGCAUAAGUAGUUUAUAACUCUAUUCUCGGGGUUCAACGCGGUCAUUGCGGCGAAGUGAAGGUUGGCUGGAAGCACCGGCGGGAUAGAAAAAACAAGGUUUCACUUGGACUACCAUUAAAAGGGC